UGUACGACCGACGCUAACUGACGAGUUGAAGUUCUCUGGGAUGGGUGGACGUGUGUUUAACUUUUAAGUGCAUCUUUUUACCGGGAUUUUACUACAAUUGGCGAUUAAUAUGUAGAAUCCAGCAGCAGAGGACUGAACAAUAAGAUAUAAUCUGAAGGACAGGAGAUGGUGGCGGAACGGCAGGAUGACGGACACAGCCACGCCCCCCACCCCGCCCACACCGCCAGCCCCGCCCACACCACCCGCCCCGCCUACACCGCCAGCCUCCCCGGCUUCGUCCUCACCCUCCUCCUCCUCAGAUGAUGCUCCUCACACCUCCUCUCACACGCCCUCCACCCCACCACCAGUCUCACCCUCACCGGCAUCUUCCUCCCAAUGCAAAGCGUCGUCAUCAUCUUCGUCGUCAUCAUCUUCGUCAUCGUCUUCGUCCUCGUCCUCAGCGUGCCUCUUCUCUGAGCCGACGUCAUCAACCAACUCUAACUGUUUUCCUGCUACACCCGAGUCCAGUGAUUUGGCCUCACCUGUUAUGGCUGAAGUAACAUCCGGGGCCCCGACACUUGGCGACACUGUGUCUUCAAGACACAGGAUAGAGUCAGUCAUUACUCUGGACGCAUCUUCCUCAGUCCAGUUCUCUUCGGAAGUGUCAAGUUCUAACCUAGGUCUGGACGAGACCUCCCUCAGUAGCGACAUACCUCAUACCUUCACAACAGGGGCCAGCGGCUCCACUUCUCCACGUGCUCCCGACUCUUCUGAAGCUGCCAGCGGGUCCUUCCGCACUACAUGGCACCCUAGAAGUUCUUGCCCUAACUUAGCUGUCCCUUCUUCCUCUGGGUGGCCACAAGAUUGUCUCAGACCUGAGAGCUCAGUGUCCCGCUCCAGCUGGCUCCCGUCAUCAUCUUGUACAGCAGGAGGCACAGCAGGGACACCAUCGUCAUGGCAUUCAGGGUCAGUCUGGGGAAAUUUAGAAAUGUCUGACGUGAGCUCCACAGGGCCACCUGAUUCGACAAAAUCCUCGUUGGGUGCCUCGCAUCACAGCUGGCAGCGGGAGUACCCGUGCACGGCAUCACACGAACUUACCUCAUCAACCACCUGGCCUCACGAGACCGUCAAUUCGACUAUCGAUGUGGGAGCAACUUCUUCAUCAUGGUGCCGUGAAGCUGAUGGCGCCGCGGCUAUGGCAGCUUCUUGGGAGUGCGACUCUCUCAACUCUGAUAUUGGAACCACUUCCUCCCUCCCCUCCUGGCCUUCAUCUUCCUCCUCCUCUCAUUUAUCAGUGAACUUUACCUCGUCCACCCAGCCGUCUCCCUCCAAUUCGUUAGCUAACUCCACCUCUCAAUGUGCCUCAGAAAGCAACUUACAACUGCCGACCUGGAGAUCGCGGGCGUUAUCUGUUCCAUUAAGUUUAACUCGUGUCGUGCCCACUGCUCCGCCACCCAGACCUCCCACGCCCCCACGCCAGUCAACGCCACCAUCUAGCCGUCAGCGCGCACACAUCCAACCCUCAACGUCUGUCAGACGCUCAAUGUCGCCCCCUUCCCGAAGCUACUGUCGUGUCCAGUCCCCGUCGGCAGUUAGACGUUCCUUGUCCCCUCCACACCUUCACAGUCAGCACGCAUCCCGUACCAUACCUGUCCGAAGGUCUGUGUCGCCGCCCCAUCGUCACCACGCCCAGCUGCCCACGCCACCUAGACAGUCUGCGUCACCCGUGUCAUUCCUUGGUCAGCCGCUGUCGCCCACCGUGAGACGACGACCAAGUCCCAGACCCAGGUCAGCCAGAACACCAAGUCCCCGCCCCCCGCGACCCCCAAACUCGAACUCCGAGUCAAGCUCUGCCCCCUCCCAGCAGUCACCACGCCCACACUACACGAAGAUGAGGGGGCGGUGAGUCAGUGGGUGGCGAGUCAGUGGGCGACGAGUCAGUGGGUGGUGAGUCAAUGGGUGACAAUUUAUUGAGUGGUAAGUUAGUGGGCGGUGAAUGAGUGGGCGGUGAGGUGAAGUUAUUAGGGUGGCAGUGGGUGAGGGGAUGGUGAGUUCUAGGGCUAUCGUGGUUCUAAGUUCUUCACUGAUCUGGGUUCUAAAUCCUGAUAUAUAAAUCAUUUUGGUAAGAGUAUUCAACCAAUAUCCAGCGAUUGUAAAUUUCGACCCUCAUCUUCCAUUACCCCGUGCGGCACCAGGCCAGCUAGUUCAGAUGUCCUCCCUGUAAAGGAUUCUGAGGGACACUUGACCAUUUAUCUUACAUAUCGAGGUUUGUGUACGCUAUCUGACUGGCUCAUUUAAGAUAUACUUUAUAAAUUGUGCUGCUUAAAUUAGUCAAAGUUGAAUUAAGGUUCUAAAGUAUCUAUUGAUUAUCUCCAAUGAUUAAAGAGAAAACAAAUAUUAACGUAGGAUUUUUUGAGAAUUCAGACCCUGGGUGUGGACGUGCCCUGGGUCUACACGUGCCCUGGGUCUACACGUGCCCGGGGUCGACACGUGCUUGGGUGUACACGUGCCCUGAGUGUGGUUCACUAAUGCCUUGGCAAAUGAACCUGGCCAAUCACACAGACACCCUGGCCAACACAAGUGAUACAAGAGCAGGGUACAAAAACUAUCUUCUUUUUAGUUACUGGAGCUCUAUGGUUUAACUGUGUGUGUGUGUGUGUGUGUUGUGGGAAGGUGUACUGUAUAUGGGCCAUUGGUCCUCUCCGCACCGCCACCAUUAUCACAACCAUUAUCAUCACCAUCACCACUACUAUCACCACUACCACCGCUAGUACUACUACCACCACUACCACCACCACUCACAGCUUUUACUAUUACCACCAUCACUACAACCACCUCCACUACCACUAUCACCACCACUACUGCAAGGAAGUGUGUGUGUGAGGCAAGAAUCAGCCUAGCCUGGAUGAAGCACCAACUUUCACACACUUCUUUCUGUCUACCACUAACUCUGUACCGCCUGUGUUGCGUGCGAUGCAAGGCGCUACACCCAGCCACCUCUUGCAACAUCACUUUCCAGACAUAAACACUCCCUCUUGCCACCACCUCCACCAGCACACCUCGGCCGCAGGAGGAAACUACGAUAAUUUGUUCUCCCUAACUUAAGAAAAGAGAGUUAAUUGAAGUUAAAUAUCAGUGUAAUUACGAUGGUAUUAGAGCCGCCGCCACCAUUGUCUCGAAGCUCACCUGACCCGUUCAUAGCUCGUCUCUGUAUCGGGGAAAAUCUAACUUAGGUAACUCUUGAACCCGCUCGUGUCCUGGUGCACUGUACCCAGGCUGAUUCACCAACACUGUGUCCUGUUAUAUCAACUCACACACACACACACACACACACACACACACCAUAAAAAUAAAAAGUUAUCCCUAUUUGGCAAAAACGUCAGUUGGUUUUCAAAGCUUCAUCAACGAUUACCUCCUAUUUAGCGUAUACAUACAUACAUACAUACAUACAUACAUACAUACAUACAUACAUACAUACAUA
This is a messenger RNA of Homarus americanus (American lobster), 3460 nucleotides long. RefSeq lists its product as uncharacterized. NCBI's taxonomy places the organism in Eukaryota, Metazoa, Arthropoda, Malacostraca, Decapoda, Nephropidae. The transcript is spliced from 3 exons. The coding region runs from base 185 to 1885 and encodes 566 amino acids. The record is from RefSeq and is a predicted model, not a curated record.